AUCGUAUAUACAUCAAUUCUCAUCUUGAUCAUCUAUUCAUCAUGCCAGUCUUUAUCUGGCUUUUCUUUACUCUUUCAUUGACGACUUGCAAUGCGGAAAUCGCAGUCCCUAAUAAUAUAUCUUCACCUCCUAACUCCCGCUCAACACCACCAAAUGUUACUUCCCACGUUUCGAAUUUCAAAUUUGAAGUCAUUCAACCCCCACCUGGCUAUGAAGAAUGGGUUUCACCACUCGUAUUACCCGCUCCCCCUCAGGAUGGAUCUCAAGGCUGGUCAAAUGCUCUAAAACGCGCAAAAGAAUUUGUCUCUCAACUUACAAUUGAAGAAAAAGUAAACUUAACCACCGGAGCAGACACCACAGGCAGAUGUGUUGGUGAAACAGGUACAAUCCCAAGAAUGGGAUUCAAUCAACCUAUCUGUUUACAAGAUGCACCAGUAGGAGUUAGAUACACAGAUUUAGCUUCUUAUUUUCCGGCUGAAAUUAGUGUGGCUGCCACUUUUGAUCGAGGAUUGAUGCGAAAGCGGGGGAUAGCUCUUGGUGCUGAAUUUGCUGGUAAAGGUGUUAAUGUUGCUUUAGCUCCUAUGAUGAACUUGAUGAGAGCACCAGAAUCGGGAAGAAAUUGGGAAGGUUUUGGUGCGGACCCUUUCUUAUCAGGUAUAGGAUCAGUAGAAACAAUCCUUGGUAUGCAAUCACAGAAUGUGUCUGCCUGUGCCAAACAUUACCUUGGUAAUGAACAAGAACACUAUCGUGGUGGUUCGGCUUCAACAGCUUCAAGUUCAAACAUGGAUGACCGCACAUUGCGCGAAGUUUAUGGAUGGCCUUUUGCCGAAUCUGUGCGAGCUGGGGUGGACUAUGUGAUGUGCUCUUAUAAUCGAGUAAAUCAAACCCAAACUUGCGAGAAUUCAAAAUUGAUCAACGGAAUUCUUAAGGGUGAACAACGAUUCCAAGGUGUACUCGUAUCAGAUUGGGCUGCAUCGAUCUCCGGUGUACGUGCGGCGCUAGCGGGUUUGGAUAUGAACAUGCCUGGCUUCAUUGCUUAUGGUAAUGCCUCGGAACCCAACCCAGCUCAGUCCAAUUCAUCAUACUGGGGACUUCGACUCAUAGAAGCUGUCCGAAAUGGAUCGGUCCCAAUUACGCGUCUAGAUGACAUGGCUCAGCGUAUCAUCUCGACUUAUUAUAAGAAUGGUCAAGAUCUCGCAUCUUUCCCUCGUCUCAACUUCCGAUCUAUCGGUCAAGGAACAGAUGCCGAACAAGCGGCCGAUAACAAACACGUCAAUGUUCAAGCCGAUCACUACAAAAUCAUUCGAGAGAUCGGUUCUGCUUCCAUUGUCCUUUUGAAAAACGUCAACAAGACCUUACCUUUGCCUUCACCUGCUCACAUCGAAUCCAUUGCGAUCCUCGGGGAAGAUGCUGGCGACAAUCCAAACGGAGCAAAUGGAUGCGUUGAUCGUGGUUGCAAUAUUGGUACCUUAGCUGGAGGUUGGGGUUCAGGUACGGCUGAAUACCCUUACCUUGUAACCCCAGCCACAGCCAUUGAAGGCUAUGUUCGAGCCGGAAAUCCGAAUAUCAAGGUCAACAAGGUCUUGAAUGAUACCAAUGUCGAUCAAAUCACUAAAGUGGCUUCCGAAUCCCAAGUUUCACUCGUCCAUGUCAAUGCUGAUUCUGGAGAGGGUUAUAUCACUGUUCAAGGAAAUGUAGGAGAUCGUAACGAUCUGAACUUAUGGGAGAAUGGUGAUGCAAUCAUCUUGAAGGCUGCCGCGGUCUGUUCAAAUGUUAUUGUUAUCAUACAUGCUGUUGGGCCGGUGAAUAUGGAAGCGUGGAUCAAUAAUCCGAAUGUUACAGCUGUGGCUUUUGCCGGCUUACCAGGUCAAGAGAGUGGAAAUGCUGAGGUGGAUAUCUUGUGGGGGAAGGUUAACCCAAGUGCUAGACUACCUUUCACAAUUGGCAAGAGUUGGAAAGAUUACCCAGCAAGCGUACUUUACAACUCCAGCAUGGUUAUCCCACAAAUCAACUAUCAGGAAGCACUAAACAUUGAUUACCGUCAUUUCGAUGUUCACAACAUACAGCCUCGGUUUGAGUACGGGUUCGGUCUCUCUUAUACGACCUUUAACUAUUCAAGCAUCAGCUACCAGAAAGUCGCCAAGUCUGCUGCCAGAAGCGGAAAAGUAGGCAACCACGACACUGCGCUAGUUGUUAACUUCAUGAUUCAAAACACUGGCUCGGUUGAUGGACACGAAGUUGCUCAGCUAUAUCUCGGCUUUCCAGCCAGCGUUCAGGAGCCCGUGAGGGUACUGAGAGGAUUUGAGCGUGUCAUGGUUAAAGCAGGUGGAAAAGUGCAAGUUUCGAUAAAGCUCAGGGUUAUCGAUAUUUCAAUUUGGGACGUGGUUCGUCAAGAGUGGGUAGUGCCUCAGGGAACUAUAAAAGUUUGGGUCGGAAGUAGUAGUCGAGAUCUUAAGCUUCAAACCGGUUUCAGCUUCUGAGACCUUUAAUAAUUCCAAGUGAUAGCAAAGCAUAAAUUUAUCUCAUCAUUAACAUCUUUCCUUGAACACUUUUUUUCGGUUUCUGAGACUCUUUAUAGUUGAUGGAAGACUUUAUUUGUUGAUAAGCGUUGGACAUAGAUUUUGACUUUGUUUAAUUGUCAUGUUUAACAUUAAUCCUUUUGCGUAGCAUUAAUUUGAGAAGAAUAACUUUGUGAAAUGCAACUUGCUUUCACUAGG
Messenger RNA from Melampsora larici-populina 98AG31, 2717 nucleotides. Its product is annotated as family 3 glycoside hydrolase. The transcript has 10 exons. Gene Ontology annotation, biological process: glucan catabolic process. The record is from RefSeq and is a predicted model, not a curated record. Bases 42 to 2480 code for a protein of 812 amino acids. Gene Ontology annotation, molecular function: beta-glucosidase activity. NCBI's taxonomy places the organism in Eukaryota, Fungi, Basidiomycota, Pucciniomycetes, Pucciniales, Melampsoraceae.